Molecule: messenger RNA, 2079 nt
Organism: Rotaria socialis
Lineage: Eukaryota; Metazoa; Rotifera; Eurotatoria; Philodinida; Philodinidae
Source: the annotation of a GenBank genome assembly
AUGCAUCUUUCGUUUGUAUUUGUGAAUCUUCUAUUAUGUGUGAUGAGUGUUUCUUGUGUACAACCGAAACGUAUAGCUGAUCAAAUGUAUGUGUCAUUUGAUCGUGCACGUUCCUGUGUUCGUCGCCUUAAUGGCACACAUGAAAUUGGUUGUCAAUCGUCUACGAGUGGAAAUUCUGGACGAAUGUAUAUGAUUGAUAAUGAUCAAGAAUUUAAUUCCUAUAUUACGGAUACUAAACUAAUCGAUUCCUAUAGAUCAUUUAUUGUUGCGCUCAAUGUUAAUUUAUUCACCGCCUCUUAUGUUGAUAAACUGAUGACUUCACUUGGUUCAAAACUCAAUGGUCUUCUACUUUAUUUAAAAUCAAGUUCAUCUCGUCCUGAUUAUUUUUCACAGGAUGAUCAGUCUCCUAACCAUCGUUAUUCAUAUUAUUUAAAUCAAACGCAAGUUGUGAAUUGGAAUCCACAAGGAACUGGCUUAUUUUUUCGUUCAUUUCCAUUUCCAAUGAUGUUCAUUGACGAACAAGAAGAUUAUGAGCGAUUAGUAAAAUUCUAUCGACAAUUUAAUAUUAGCCAAUCGACACCAACAUGUGGUCUCGAAUUAAACACAUUUCAAAACGCAGCACAUACAUCGAAAACAUGUAUGCGCAGGAAUGGUAUAUCGCAUUCAUUCAUUGAUUCUGCAGAAACAAUGUGUGAUCCUGUUGGUGGCCGUAAUAUCUACAGUAAAUUGCCACAAUCAUUGACAAUCGCACCAAAACUACGUCAACCGAAAUCAGUAAUUCUUAUUUUAGCCGCUACGGAUAGUUUUCAAAUGUUUUUAAAAGCAAAAGGUACGACAGGCGGUGCUCAACAACCAGCUACAGCACUUAUAAUAUUUCUUUCACUUGCACAUCUUAUUGGACAAGAACAAAAUGAAUUCAAUCAACAAGACAAAGAAAUUAUAUUCGUGACACUUGACGGUGAUGCACUCGAUUAUUCUGCUUCGUUUAAAUUUUUGUUUGAUAUGAAAAAUGGAAAUUUUCCAACGGGUAAUCGAAAUGAAGACCCUAUUCGUUCUGAACAUAUUCAUUCUAUUAUUGAAUUUCAAUCAUUAAGUUUAACUGAUAAACUUUCACUUUAUGCAUAUCCAUCAGCACUUGUUAAUCAAACAUUUAUCGAUACACUUAAGCAAAAUAAUCCAAUGAUUGUUUCAGCGAUGCCUGAUUCUCCACUUCCGCCAGCAUCUUCACAAAUCUUUCUUCGUGAAACAUCUUCAUCAUCGUUUCCUGCUUAUAUACUUACAUCAAAUCAUGAAAACGAAUUAUCAAAUCAUUAUUAUCAUUCAUUCUUUGACGAUCCUUCAACGUUAGCAAUCAAUAUUUCUUCGUUAGAAUAUAACAGUACGACUGAAUUUAGUCAAUGGGUCAAACGUGUUGUUGAACCCUUUGCUCAAACGCUGAUCGAGUUCUUUGUAGGUUCGACAAUGAAUGUAACUAUUAAACAAGAAAUUAUUAAUAAUCUUGUUUAUUGUGUUUUGAAAAAUAUUAAUUGUCCUCUCAUUCACAAUGUAACAAAUCAAACAACUGGAAAUGGAUUCGAUCCAUUCAAUGAAACAUCAUUACCAUUUUCAAUCAAUACUGAUCCAAUAUCAUCAACAGUAACAUUUCCUUUCGUACAAAAUAUACUCAGCUAUUUGUUACGCGAUCGCAUGCUUGAUACAAUGAAUCUAACCGAGAAAGCAUGUGAACAACUCUCAAAAAAUGAUACUUUCCGUUCGUACACAUAUGUUGGCGGAUAUACACCGUCUAUCAUGUCUGACGCAUUCUUUUCUGGAUACUGUGUACGAUCAUAUUCACGAUCUGUAUCAUCGAUGUCACCAGCAUUUGUUAUUGAUAAUUAUGAUUUAUCACAAACAACUUAUCCAGUAUGGACUGAAAGUCGAUGGUCAACUAUUAGCUUGCGAUUAUUUAUUAUUCCAACAAGAAAACAUGAAAUAGUUACGCUUGUUGUUGGUAUUUUACUACUUUUAACUUCAUUUAUUGUCUGUUUAAUCUUACGUUAUUAUACAAAGAUUAGUCUUUUGCAACCUUCAUCAUCAUAA